UAUAAAAAAGAAAAUGGUGGAUUGGGGGACAAGGAUGAAGACAAAGAUGGAGAGGGAGGAGGCGGUGGUGGGUUUGAGCGGAGGAGAUGAAAUAGAAAUAGGAAUAGAAAUAGAAAGGGCUAAGCAAAGAUGCAGACUUGUUAUAGAUCGAAUUCGAAUACUCAGCUCAUCCUCAUGCUCAUCUCUUUCCUCCUCCUCCUCCUGCAACCGAACCCUUCUCAGACUUGCCCAGUCCGAGCUCUCUUUCCUUUCUCGUUUACCCAUUCUUCCCAAUUUGAAUUUGAAUUUGAAUUCACGCAGUUUGAACAUUGGUCAUCUUGAGGCAGUGGUCCACAUCCUCCAGCAGCCAUUUGUGAAAGGGGUGUCUCGUGUUUGUAAGCCCAUUCCUCUCCCACCUUUGCCUCCUUCUUCUUCUUCUUCGAAUCUCCUCAAUAAAAAUUCAAAAAUACAUGUUGAUAUAGUAUGCAGUCUCAAUGGAAACCCAGUCUGGUUCCUUGUUUCUGCUAGAAAUCCCAACUAUAUCUUUUGGAAUAAUAACAAUUAUAAUGCCUCUUCUUGUGCAAAUAAUAAUAAUACUAAUACUAAUACUAAUAACUUGAAGAAGAAGAAGAAGAAGAAGACCUUCUUUUUAAGAACUCGAAUUCAACAACUUCUUGAUGCGGCUUCCCACUCCCCCCCAUCAACUAAACCUUGUUCAAUCAUCCUUUUCUUCUCAAAUGGACUUGAUGACACUAUUCGCUCUAAGCUUGAACAUGAAUUUGGAGCCUCCUCUGACUUGGGUUUCCACUUUCCCCAUUUCCAUCUUUCUAAGGAAUUAGAGGGUGGUGGUGGUGGUGGUGACUGGAUAUAUCCACCUCCACCUCCUCUUCCUCCUCCGUCUCUGUGUGUCCUUCAAAUAAAGAUUGAUCUUUCAAGGGGUAGGGAUAGGGAUCCCAUUCCACAGAUAGAAUGUGGGGGGUUAAAGGAUUCACUCCUGCUCCUGUCUGCUGCUGCUGCUGCAACCCCCACCAAAGAAGACUGCAUUCCUUUCAACUUCGCUACCUCUUUCUUCUCUCUCAUUUCUAGAAUGAAAUUAGGCCCCUUGGAUGUCAAUGUCAAUGUCAAUGACGCUGAAUUUGCUCCACAAAAGGACUUGUCGCUUCAAGCUGAUCUCAUAAAUUUUGAUACUACUGCUUUGAUUGCUCUUAUAUCGGGAAUCAGUAAUGGCAGUACACACAAUAUUCUGGCUAAAUCCGAGAGCGAAUUAAGGAAGCGCUUUAAGAGCAACUAUGAGUUUGUGAUUGCCCAGGUAAUGUCUGAAAUUCAGAAUCCAAUCCACAUGGAACUUGGUGGUGUGCUAUUUGGAAAGAGAGGCAUGAUAUGUGAAAGUGUUUGUUCGGAGUUUAAAGAGUUAGUGUCAAUGUGUGGGGGGCCAAAUGAGAAGUCAAGGGCUGAUCACUUGCUAAAAUGCCUCAUCAACAGGGAAAAAAAAUUAAUUAAGCAAAACUAUUACAAUAGGAGGAGGACCAGAGAUCCACCAAGAAGAUUAAAAAAGAAAAGAAGAGAAACAAAAAGUAGAAAAUUGCACACUACUUUCCAAUCUCUCUACCUAUCUAAAAUAAAAGGAUCUCCUUAGGAGGAGAAACUGACUACCAAAAUGAAAAUAGGUAAUAAAUCCUAUCCCACAAGACUCCCAAUUCAUCAAACUUAUCUUAAAAAAUUCUCAUUCCUUGCAUUCCUUUCUAACCAAAAUACCCAAAGAAUUGUGCAAUUGAACAAUUCCAUUAAGCCCGAGCCUUUGCAUUGGACCCAUGGUCUUCACCUUAAGCUUCCAAAUGGGUCUCUAACCAGUCAAGGGCUGUGCCAGUGGUAUAUGGAACGUUUUUUUUUCCUUCCCUUUUGUUUAAUGUUUGUUUGUUUUUCUUGUUUUUUCUUUCUUUUCUGUUUUCCCCCUUUCCCUCCAGUUUUCAACAAUUUACAGAAGUAAAAUUUGAUGUGGAUAUAUAUGCAAGGAAACUAUACAACACAAGACUAAUUUUCUAGCAUCGCCACUGAUUUUAUAUUGUAAAAAUAGUAAAAUUAGAAAGCACAUUGAUUCAAUGUGGAUCAUACUCUAAUUGAAUUUUCUUUAUGCUUAUGAAGUAAGUAAUUUUUUAGCGUCAUCACUGAUUUUAUAUUGUAAAAAUAGUAAUAUUAGAAAGCACAUUGAUUCA
Camellia sinensis is the source of this 2192-nucleotide messenger RNA. RefSeq lists its product as uncharacterized. NCBI's taxonomy places the organism in Eukaryota, Viridiplantae, Streptophyta, Magnoliopsida, Ericales, Theaceae. The record is from RefSeq and is a predicted model, not a curated record.